Molecule: messenger RNA, 3263 nt
Organism: Mercenaria mercenaria
Lineage: Eukaryota; Metazoa; Mollusca; Bivalvia; Venerida; Veneridae
Exons: 4
Coding region: 323-1480 (385 amino acids)
Source: RefSeq, a predicted model, not a curated record
AGUCAUGCAUGUUUAAUGAUUAAGUGAUCUGCAUUAUUAUGGAGUAUAUUGUGCAUCUUUACUUUUGUUGAUAUCUUCCUUAUUUGAAGUUAUAUGUUCUAGAUAAAAUAAGCACUUUCAAAUUUGAGCCGAUGUUAAUUUUACAGUAAAAGUAUAUACAGCAGUACAUUUGUUGUAGUUGGAACAUUCAGCUUAGGAGUAAAACAUACUUCUAUUUUGAUUAAAAGCCAAUCUUAUCAGAUGAAAAAUAUUAUUUGAGACGAAUGCUUACAAGUGAAAUUCACAUAAUAUUAUGUUCAUUCAGUGAAGCAGCCCAUAUAGCAUGGCAACCAACGAAUUAUGUUUAUCUGGACAGUCAAAAAGAAACGAUUCCGAAUUUGGUUUAAUAAAAAUUGCCAAGUAUUGGAUAUUAAAGACUCAUAAUACGACAAAGCGUCUUACAUUUCUUGACAAUGUGAAAGAUGUUGUAACUGACGAAAACAUUUUAAUAGCAGAUGACCAGUUAUAUGAAAUACGCAAUGAUGAAAAUGGCGACUUUUCUUUUUGGAAGGUAGAAGACUUGUCACACGACUCAGGCUAUAGAAGUAAGAAAACGGAGAGCAGACAGCCAAUUAGCCGACAAGUUAAAACUGAGUGUGAUGACAAUACGAUCAAUGAAUCGCUUCCAAUUAUUCAAGAAAUGUCAGCUGAUAAAUUGUAUCCAGUUUCUAUUUAUGACGAAAUAAAGGAAGACGUAUGUACGAGAAAGGAUGCACGAUCAGAUGUCAAUUCUAAAAUGAAUAUUUUCACAGAACAUUCUCGCCAGAUUAUACGUUUAGAAACAACAAAGGACUCUGCUACCUAUACUGGAGAUAUAAAGUCUGAUAUGUACCAGGGAUCAACUGAAUACAUUGGUUGUGGCAUUGAACAAGGACACAAUGAGUAUGAUUCGCUUGGACAUAGAAAUACUGUGGAGUACAGUGUAAUAGAAACAGCAAAUAUAACAUCCAAAUUAUCCAGCGCUUCAGAAGUACACUCCAAAGUACACAAGUUUGAUCAUACAGAUCCUUCAGGUUUAGCGCCAGCUGAAAAAGAAAACUCCAAACAGGCUGUCAGGCCAUCUAUGCGAGAUCCUAGAACAGAAAUUAGAGAUCUGGUGCAAGAAUUUGAAGUGGAGGUGGAACCAUCAGGUCUAGCAAAGCCGUGUGGUAUCGAAGGUAAAAUGAUACUGGUAGUACGGAAUAACGAUAUUUCCUUUGAAGAUCCGAUCACAAAAAGAGUUAAAUACAGUUUUCAGCUAUCUUGGAUUAGAGAUUUUGCAAAUCGUGAAUCACGCUUUCUUCGACUUACCGUAGGAAGGAAAUGCCCAAAUGGAAGUGGAUCAGUGAACUGCGUAACACCUUAUGCAAAAAUAAUCAAGGCAUUGGCAUCCCAAAAAUGUCGCGAAAAAGCAAAUCAGAGAAAGACAGACUGCAAACGUAAGCCAUCAGAGAGUUCGUGACACCAACAAAGAACUUGGUACAAGGACACUCUUAUAGAACAAGUAAAAGGUAAUAACAGACACCGUGGCAUAGGUUUCAAAACGUGGAUCUCACACUUGUGACGCCUGUGGCAAAGCCCUCUGAUUUAUAUAUAAUAAAGCCCUAUCAAGUAUAUUCCCAUCAAUAUAAUUUAUUUGCAAAUAAAGUUAUUAGUUUCACUGGUAUUAGGUAUGGGGAUUUUACCAUGACAUAUUACCAAAUAGUGUGUGUUGUGGAGAUCUUCACCUUGUUUACUUUUCUUCGUUCUGUUUAUAUAUCACAGCAUUUUAUCACAUCAUAUGAACCUCUCAGUUGAUAAUUUUAGUAUUUAAUUAAAUCAAAAUAGGAACAAAGAACAGACUGGUUUCCAUUGAGACUGUUCAUGGCAGGUCAUAAUUUAGAUCAAUCAAAUUACACAAAUAUUAAUCCUACCUGGCAUCCACCUAUACAAUAGAAAAUAACAAUGAAGCAACUGUAUGAUUCUAAACUUGGUCAUAGGUCAUGUCACGUCAAAGAGCUUUUUUGUUUUCAUAUAUUAUGUGCCAUAUGGUACAAGAAACAUUAUGCUUUAAUAGUGGAUGUGAUUUUAUUUUAUAAGAUUUAAUACAUUUCUCGAUGCUAUACAAUUUACAAGUACUUAACCGUGUUCGCAGUCGACAAUGACCCAGUACUAACUGGGGGUAAAAUAUUUAUCAGUGACAUGACAAAUAGGACAAUCUGCAAUGGGACUAUAUGGAAAUUAAAGUUAAGUAAUUGAAGGAAGUUUCAUUAAAGCUAAAACAACAUGCUUGAUACUGAUCAAAUUUAGACCUCAGCCUUAUGUUUGGUCAAUGUUGUAGUUAAGGAGCGCCUUUGUUUCAAUGGAGUGUUGUGAAAUUUUCACAAAUUUAUGUCGACGAUAAUUCCAACAAACUGUUGUUUUUUCCUCAAUUUCUGGUAUUAUCCAUUUUAUUGCUGUAUAUCUUCACACAUUACCACUAAAGUUGUUUUCCCAGCAGUAGCCUAAUUGACAGCGUUUUGAAGAAGGUCUUUAAUAUACAACAAACAUGGUAAAAAGUAUAGUUGUAAUCGGGCUUCUGAAGAAAAUUGACUGCGUCCGACAUAUUUGCUGGAGACCGUAGGUUCAACCCAAGGCGUGAAAAAUGAUACCAUUAGAUCCUUUGCUUAGCGUUUUGACUUGUCUUCUAUCAUAUAUGCAUUCUUCUAGCGAUCGAUUAAAUAAGAUUUGAUGUCAAGUGUGAUCUAUAUGAGUGGUUUCACAAUCGACCUGACAUAAAUUAGUAUAUACUACUAAAUGCAUUGUGUCAAGCAUUACACUUAUUAUAUUUUAUAUACAUGUUUACAUAAAACUUCUUUACCCUAAUAUACUUAUAAUUGUUUUGUUCUAUGUUAGAAAAAUUAAAUAUCUUAUUAUUGAAUCAGCCAUGUAAAUCUUCAGUCAGAAAUUUCGAUUCAGUAAAACAGCUGCAUUUCAAAUUGUUUAAAUUGUCUGUUUUUCGGCGAAUGCCGUAUUAAUAACGAAUUCGUGACCAUGCCACGUGAUUUCAGUUUGCAAGUCAGACUACUCGAUAACGCAUUAUAGAUAAUUUAUCAAAAUGAACGAUUUAUGCAGCACUCUGCCUGAUUGGACGACAGUGUCUAUUUGUUUCACUCAGACUUCAAGACCACUGCUGUAAUUAUUCGACAUAGAAAAAAAAACGAAACAAAAUUGCACCGUUACGAGAACUGUGUGAAAAAUUAAAAGAGAACCAUUUAAAUUGUUUA